GCCUGCACCGACAUGUGCAAUUUCAAUAAAACAGCGGCGGAGAUUUAGAUAACAAUUGUUAAACCCUUCCACAAAACAGAACCAUGUUCUCCCUGCUAGGUUUCCCUGGGACUGUUUGUUCCUGCAGAACCAGACGAUAGAGAUAUUCUCUUGGUCCUGGCUUUUCUAACCGACCCGUCUUCAGCCGACUGAUCAGAACAACAAAUUCGCUAAGGUAGCCAUUUACCACAUAUUUUAUCGAAAGUUUCCUUUGCCAACGGACACGCGCUGUACAUCAUGGCCUACCCGGGAAAUCCGGACGUCGUACAAACACAAUGGUCGAUUGACAAUACACCUUUCAAGACAGCCGGCUUCUUUUGAAGCCUGUUUCGUGCGUCGCAGCAAGAGGACUUGCAAAGCUCGGCGGUCCUCGCUCUCGAAGCACUCGGGUCGAGUAUCAUUGUUCACCCUGACAGGAUCAGUGACGGAAUGCAAGCUUUGUCGAGCAGAGGCCAAAAUGAGAGACUAGGUAGCUUUUUGGUCAACAUUGGAGUCAGCUCAUGAGGAAUCUCUCAGUUUAUCCGAAAGCACGCACCCCGCUAUGUCACUUCCUUCCUUUCGGCAACAAGCCUCAAGGCGUUCCUGACCGACGCAGAGAUCGGUGAUGUAUUCUACGACAUGCUUGUCCACCAGGGCCUCACCAAAAUCCCGGAGCUACGAUGUUCUCGAAGUCAACUCACAAAUGCCAUUGGGGCUACCGCCGAUUACAGCGAUCAACUUAUUCCUGUCGAUAUCGUCGAUUCAGUGGUAAUUAUACUGCGGAACUCGGGUUUGCAUGUUCACGAUAUGAGAAGGGCUUUUGGAACACCAAACUCAAAGGAGCUUGCGCGUAUCUUCUCUCUGGUCUUCGGGUCAAUUCAGGAUGAGGAGGUUGAGUUUGCCACGUUGGAAGGGUCAUCGAAUUGCACCAUCAUUGCCUCAGCCUUUCUUUGGCUCAAUGGAGAUGAUGUGCAACUUACCGUGGGCGAUCGGACUAUCAUAGCAGUGGCACAACCAGAUAUACUCAUCAAUAUCCCGACAGGCGGUGAGAGAGGGAAUGCUUGGGUGGUACAAGAGUGGAGGGAAGGGAAAGCGCUCUCGAAUUUGAUUGUAACGGGUGUCGCAAGUUCGGAUAAGCCCAUCGCAGCGAGCGCUAACCCCGCAAAAGCCGCAAAACAAGCCAUCAGCGCCCAGUAUGGCCUCAGCGAUGAGAAGAUGGCGUACGUGGGCCAGCUCGCCACAGCUCUUGUGUUGGUAGCGGUGGAGAGAGGUAUAAUCUAUGUCAACUGGGGGUUCCCGGGUUCAGCUCCAACGGAAUGCAAACUUGGAGAUCUCUGUCAGGAUUGUUACCUUUCCAAUGUAAUGGAAUGCAUGGAGUGUUACGGACGGACGGGCGACGAAACAUGCGGCGCCGAACAGCUUGCAGACUACAUCAAAACAUGGACCGAACCGGGAUUUCCGGGACUUAAGAAAGAGAAGAUUGAAUCCGGCCACCCCCUUAUACAAACCUACUUCGAGAAGCUGAGUUGGAUCCUGAACUUCAUCGAGCAACGCAGGGCUGUGGACGCAGGAGAGGAAAAGCACAAACACGCCGGGCCUAGCACGAUCGAGGCAGCCAUCUAUAUCGCAUCCCAGUCUUUCUACGGGUCGAUCUGCUCUAAGUUCCCAAAAGUGAGGUUCUUUCGCACAGGUACCUGGACAUCUAUCCGUCAGGCUGGUAUGGAUCUACUGUACUGGAUAGUGUGGCACGAGGGACUCCGAGAUUGCACUGAUCUACCAGUGCCUAUCGCGGAUCUGCGCCGACUUCCUGAGAGCGUAGCACUUGGCUCACUCCAAUGCUUCUGUAUGGCUUCUCUAGUACCUGGCGUCGAGGUUUUCGGCUAUAGUUCUACGAGCUCUGCGAACUUUACGGCUGGCAUAGAGACCAACGACCUUGCCGUCGCCAGUAACGGGUAUGUCGCUUGGCUGCCCCAGCUGCGAUGCAUUUCUACCAACCCACGCACGGCGAUGGCUGUCGAAAUCAGCUCGGGGUACCGCAAAGACUUGGUGAGGAUCAGGAUUCCCCGUAGGGUAAUCUUAUUAAAAUCUAGGAGGGAGAGGAGGAUUAAUUUGAUAUUGGUGUGAAACACACUGCUUCCGACCCAAAAGCCUCUGCUCUCUUCCGAUUGAACCCAGUCGACGAACAUGGAUCCUAUUCCGGGAUGCCUUCCCUGAGUGACACUAAACAGUUGGAAGCCAAAUACUUCCUGUCCUACAAAGCAGAUGCGGUCGCUGGGGCGACACAUCUACACAAUCAAACGAUCCCGGCCUUUGCGGAGAAGCAGCUAACUUUGCGAUGGCACGAGCAGAACGUGUGGAACUCCAUCGGCGUGGUAGCUACCAAUGAGGCGGGCCGGGAACCGCUCAAUGGCGAGCUAAAUAGGGGAUAUGCGAACAUCUAUCAAGGGACACAUCGAGGCUACGAAAACAUCAUUGGAAUGGAUGGCUGCGAGAAGUCACGCCGUCAUCGAGAGUCGUACGAGUGGAUAGAAAUACCCAAGAGAAAAGCCCCUCGCUGUCGGUGUUGUCUCAUGAAUAAGGAGGUGUUGAGGAAGCUUCCGCAGCCUCAUCAAUCUCGUUCCAAGCACCCAAUGGCGAACAAACUCCAGCUCAGACACAGGGUUUCGAUGAUAAGAGGGCUGUCCGGUGCGCCGUGUUCACAAGAUAGAAAAUCGUAUGCAUCUGAGUGGCUUUGAGCAAGAUAGAGGUCGGUGGAGAUAUCAGCUGCUCUUGGCAGGACGUGGCGGCCAUCAGGGUCCUUACCCGAGCACUCCUGCCAAGUGACCAGCUCCCGACUUCCGACCUCCAUCUCCUGAGUCCCGACCGGAGUCCACGACGCUGACUGCAAAUCAUCAAAUUCAUUCGAUGCUUCCGUGUGAAGUUGUGCAACCCGCCAAGAAGGCACCACAUUGCAGCUGCUAUCCAGAAACCCAGAACACGAAAACGCCAUGGUUCCAUGCAAGCUCCCAUCGGUUGUUCUGCAUUCAUUGGUACUGCUCACAUCACAACCGUUGGCCACAGGGGUCUAACGAGCCAUCUACUCGCUCAAACGUGCUCAGUGUGGGCCCACCCCAUCUCCCCCCAUCUCGGUCAAGCCAGGGUGAGUCCAUGAUGUUCACCAGUUAUCAUCAUAUUUGCUGCAGCAUACACCUAUCACAACAUGCUCAUUCUCCAUCCACAACAGAUAGUGCUUCAGGAGUUGAUGAUUUCUUUGACCCAAAAAAGAACACUGCACGUCUCACGAAAGCGCCACCCUGUUGUGUUUAAAAUAAGGUAUUAAUGUGGUGCUUGUCCGCCGCUGAUUGCCCGCCCCAACAGCCUCUUUCUUUCCUGGUACACUUUCUCGAGAGGCGUUCUUCCCUCUCAACUUUAUUUGGACCUGCCCUGGGGACCCCACCCUCGAAAGAAUUACCACAAAACCGUAUCCAGCUCAACUUUUGACCACCAAUCCAUCUGCUGAUCAAUUUUGACUCAGUUUUGUUACAGCUUCAAUCUUGCUACGGCCUCACUUCAGACACAAACAACAGUUAAUAUUCCGCAUCCACACACCCAAAAUGGACCACUCCAACCACGACAUGACACCCACCUCAACCAUCACCAGUGUGAUCGCCACGACAACCUCGACCGCUGCUGCUGCGGCAGCCGGCGGCGGCCAUGGCCACGGCGGCGGCACCGGUUGCAAAAUUAGCAUGCUCUGGAACUGGAACACGAUCGACUCCUGCUUCAUCUCCUCGUCGUGGAAAAUCACCUCAAACCAAAUGUUUGGUGGGUCAUGCGUCGGCGUUUUGUUGCUCGCCAUCACGAUGGAAGCCUUGAGGAGGUUGACGAAGGAGUAUGACCGGUACCUGGUCAAGAAACAUCGUGAGGCAUUGGCUGGGCAGCACAAUGUCGACGUUACACAGGGGUACAGGCCGAAGAUCUGGGAGCAAGCGGUCAGGGCAGCCUUGCACAUGGUACAGUUUGCGGUGGGAUACUUUAUCAUGCUGUUGGCGAUGUACUACAAUGGGUACAUCAUUAUAUGCAUUUUUCUUGGGGCAUAUCUCGGGUCCUUCGUGUUUCACUGGGAGCCACUCGGUGCGCGUGAUGCCGUGGGACAAACAACUGCCACGAAGGACCCCACACUUUGUUGCCAUUGAUCAAGCAUGGCGAGGUGUUGACUGGUUUAUUUUUGAUACAUUGGACAUAGAUACGAAGUAGUUAUACGAUCAGGCAGGAUGGUCACAGCGAAGAGUUGAAGUAUUACGACGACGGGAUCAUGAAGGGGUGUUGGGUACAGCGUGGAGUUGUUUCAAUAUCUAUAUAGUCACACCCGACAAUUUUUUUGGCU
Podospora pseudopauciseta is the source of this 4384-nucleotide messenger RNA. Its product is annotated as Copper Transporter integral membrane protein that functions in high affinity copper transport. Gene Ontology annotation, biological process: copper ion transmembrane transport. Gene Ontology annotation, molecular function: copper ion transmembrane transporter activity. Bases 3612 to 4193 code for a protein of 193 amino acids. The transcript is spliced from 5 exons. Gene Ontology annotation, cellular component: plasma membrane. The record is from RefSeq and is a predicted model, not a curated record. Lineage: Eukaryota; Fungi; Ascomycota; Sordariomycetes; Sordariales; Podosporaceae.